Molecule: messenger RNA, 2239 nt
Organism: Quercus lobata
Lineage: Eukaryota; Viridiplantae; Streptophyta; Magnoliopsida; Fagales; Fagaceae
Product: proteasome subunit beta type-4-like
Exons: 7
Coding region: 1158-1625 (155 amino acids)
Cellular component (GO): proteasome core complex
Source: RefSeq, a predicted model, not a curated record
UCUGACUCUCUCUCUUCCAGCCGAACAUGCCUCAGAAUGAAUGGGAAUCAACAGUGUUUCAGCUACCCACCCAAAUGUGAUUAGAUAUGGGCAUGCCAAAGAACAUUGUUAUUGGCUCUCACGUUUGGGUUGGAGAUCCAGAAUUAGUUUGGAUUGAUGGAUAAAUAAUAAAUGUAAAUGGAAAGGAAGCUGAGAUUCAAACUAGUAACGGGAAGACAAUAUUGUUCAUUGGAUCACAUUCCGUACUUGGGAGGGCAGUUGUUGUGAAUGCUAAUCCUGAUAUGAUUUGGAAGCAUUAAAGGCCAUUGUUUUAAAGCUACGUGUAUCUCUAUUGGAUCUAGCCGACUUCUGUUUUUUGCUUGGAGAGGUGUGCGUGCAAAAGAAGACUCAAAAAAAUUUGGAAACCAACUUUGGCAUAUUAACUACUGUUGAAAUGAAGAUACAAGUCCAGAGUACAAAGCGCAAAAGAAGACUGAGUGAGACUGAAGAAUAAACGAGGUCGUUUUGUGUAAAUGAGGACCUGAUGACACUUAGUGACACAACUGUGUUUUGCAAUCUCUUUAGUAAUUGUUUUAGUGAAACACUUAGACAAAUUAGUUCUAAUUUCUGUUAUGAAUUAAGUCCACAUGUUAGCUUGUAAUUAGUGGUUAGAUUAAAAUAGUUUUCCUGCUUAAUCAAGGAAGUUAGUUAGUUUUGCUUAUUUCUUUUCCAUAUUUUGUAUAUAAGGGAUUAGAUUUUUUCUAUCAAUUCUUAGUUGCUUGUAAUCACUUUUACUCAUCAAUAAGAAAACUAAGUUCUAUUUAGUUUUCUUCAUCUUUAAAAGCUUUGAGUUUUUACAACUCUGAAUAAGCAGUGUUAUGGCAAAUUCAAUUUGUAAAAGAGGCUCUACCUCUAAAUGUGGAAUAUUUAGAGGAGGCUAAACCCUAGACUAAUCAUACAUUUCACCAUGGUUACAAGACUUGCUUUACAAGUAUAAUACUUUGCUUGCACAUCAAGUAGAAGUAGGAUUGGGGCCUUGACUUGGAUUGGGCUUGUUAUCUUUAACAACAUAAAUUUUAUGUUAAAAAAAAAGGUUUUUAACCCCUUUUUGUUUGUUUAGGAAUCCAUAUGUCACUGGUACAUCUAUAGUUGCUAUCAAAUACAAGGAUGGAAUUCUUAUGGCUGCUGACAUGGGAGGUUCUUAUGGAUAUACCCUGCGAUACAAGAGUGUUGAGCGAUUGAAGCCAGUUGCAAAACAUUCUCUUCUUGGUGCAAGCGGAGAAAUUAGUGAUUUUCAGGAGAUUCUCCGUUAUCUUGAUGAGCUAAUUCUAUAUGACAACAUGUGGGAUGACAGGAACUCUUUAGGUCCUAAAGAGGUGCACAGCUAUUUAACCCGAGUGAUGUAUAAUAGGCGUAACAAGUUCAAUCCACUAUGGAAUUCACUUAUACUUGGUGGAGUGAAAAAUGGACAGAAAUACCUUGGCAUGGUCAGCAUGAUAGGCGUAAAUUUUGAGGACAACCAUGUGGCCACUGGAUUUGGGAAUCACCUUGCAAGGCCAAUUCUUCGUGAUGAGUGGCAUGAUAACUUGGGCUUUGAGGAUGGUGUUAAGUUGCUGGAGAAAUGCAUGUGUACUCCUAUAUCAUGAUACUACUGCUGUCAACAAGCUCCAGGAAUUUGCACCCUUCCUUGGAAGAGCAUCUGAAGGGCCAAGGUCCAUGGAGGGUGGUGUUCUUCGGGUGGACUACACAGCUCUUGGAAAAAUCCCAACUGUUGACAACCUUCUAAGAGGUAUAAAUUGAUAGUUGAUUGGUGUUGUAUGUGCAAGCAUAGUGGGGAAUUUAUUGAUCACCUGCUUCUUCAUUGCUGUGUGGCAUCGGACAUUUGAUCUUGUGUCCUCCCUCUGUUUGAGCUAAGUCAGGUGAUGCCCAAAUCUGUAGUUGAGAGCUGCUGCAAUUUUGGCAAGGUUAGUUUCAGCGGAAUCAGCACUAUAGAGCAGCUAAGGUGCAGCAAGCUUUGCCCUUAUGCAUCAUGUGGAAUCUAUGGCUUGAGAGGAACAAGUGGGUCUUUGAUGGAGGAGCGUCCUUAUGUACUCAAGAGCAUAUUUUGCACACUUUGUUUGAUUGGAUGCUUGCCUUAGGCGGUGUCCUUUCCAUGUCUUUUGUUGAUUUUUUUUACUCCCUUUAUUUUUUAUUUGUAUUCUUUGAAGUUGUACACAUCAUUUUCUGUAUCUUCCCACUUCCUUUUCUAAUAAAACUUUUA